Messenger RNA from Drosophila obscura, 1704 nucleotides. RefSeq names its product monocarboxylate transporter 9. Gene Ontology annotation, biological process: monocarboxylic acid transport; transmembrane transport. Lineage: Eukaryota; Metazoa; Arthropoda; Insecta; Diptera; Drosophilidae. Gene Ontology annotation, molecular function: monocarboxylic acid transmembrane transporter activity. The transcript is spliced from 5 exons. The coding region runs from base 49 to 1644 and encodes 531 amino acids. The record is from RefSeq and is a predicted model, not a curated record.
CAACGCUUAAGGAGCGCAGCAGUCGCCGUCACCGUCAAACCGUCAUCGAUGAAGAAGUCCAAAUCCUACAAACUGGAGGCCCCCGAUGGUGGUUGGGGCAUCCUGGUGUGCAUUGGCAUGGCCCUGCCGUUCGCGAGCGCCUUGGCUGCUCUGCCAUCGUUUGGUCUCGUGUUCGGCGACUUCCUGAAGAGCAUUGGCGCAGAGACGAGUGCCAUGGCCAUCAUCACCAGCGCCUUCUUUUCGGCCAUGAGUUUUGCUGGCUUAUUUUCGGGCUCGCUGUUCCAGCGCUUCGGCAUGCGAGCGGUGGGCGUCACGGGCGGCAUCCUGUAUUUUCUGGGCACGGGCAUGCAGCUGUUUGCCACCACAACGAUGCAUCUGAUGCUGGCCUUCAGCUUGGUGCAGGGCCUGGCCUUUGGCCUGAUGGUGCCCACCUGCUACACGACCUUCAAUCAUUACUUCGUCAAGAAUCGGGUGAUGUGGAUGAGCUUUGCCCAGACGCUGAUCGGCCUGGGAUCGAUGCUCUAUCCGAUUGUGAUGCAGAAACUGAUGCAGUGGUAUGGCUUCCGUGGCUGCCUGCUCAUCCUUACCGGCCUCAAUGCCCAUGCCGUGCUGGGCAUGCUCGUAAUGCAUCCCGUCGAGUGGCAUAUGCGUCGUGUGCCCCUCAGCGAGGAGGAACUGCAGCUGCAGGAGACCGCCAAAGGGGUGGUGGUGGUACGCAUCCAGCCAGAGACUCCGCUCAAGGCCACCGAAGAGGAGCCCAAGUUUCUGCGGCGCCUCUCGCAUGCCGAGGAGCAGCACAUGCUGAAGGUCAUCUCCAGUCGAGCGUCGAGCAUCACCAGCCUGGGCAACUGGUCCGGCCCUGUCGUCGUCAGCGAUGCCUCGCCCCAAAUGCUCCACAGCCUGCAGGCAUCCAGGCGCCCAUCGAUGACCAAUAACACGGCUCCCGAUCUGCCCAAAAAGGGAUGCAUCCGCUCUGUUGUGGACUUUCUCGAUCUGACGCUGCUGAAGAAGCCCAUCUACGUGAACAUUGUGCUGGGCAUCACCUUUGCCCUCUACUCGGACAUCACGUUCUUUACCAUGCAGCCGGUCUAUCUAUUUGAAUUGGGAUACAGCAAGCCGGACACUGCUACUAUUAUAGCAAUUGGAGCAGCCGCCGAUUUGGCUUCGCGAAUUUUUCUGGCCAUUACCGCUGUUUGCAUACAGGUGCCCUCCCGAUAUAUUUACUUGGCCGGAGCUGUGCUCACAGUCUUUGCCAGAUUCUUUUUCAAUGGCAUCACGGAGUUCGUUGGAAUGGCCUGCAUCACGGGAGUUAUUGGCUUUUUGCGCACGUGGCUGCAUGUGCCGCUGCCUCUGGUUUUUGCCGACUACUUGCCAAAGGAGAGAUUCGCCACCGGCUACGGAUUGUUCAUGUUUACGCAGGGAAACGCCAUGUUUCUCAUUGGACCGAUCGUCGGCAUUAUCCGCGACAAGACACGAGAUUAUUUAUUAGUUUUUAAUAUAUUGAACGGGUUCAUGAUUCUGUGCGCUGUCCCCUGGGUCAUCGAGGUGCUUAUUGUUAAAUUCCGGCGACGCAACAAAAUCGCUCGCAAUAAUGUCGAUCACGAGGAUGUUCCCGACGCGGGCCGCACUACAAUUGUUCACUGAGUACCACUCACACUCACUUGUAUUCACUGCUUGAAAUAAAAAGAGAGUAAACUAUUUAAA